This is a messenger RNA of Hippocampus comes (tiger tail seahorse), 790 nucleotides long. RefSeq names its product valine--tRNA ligase, mitochondrial-like. Gene Ontology annotation, molecular function: valine-tRNA ligase activity; ATP binding. NCBI's taxonomy places the organism in Eukaryota, Metazoa, Chordata, Actinopteri, Syngnathiformes, Syngnathidae. The annotation marks the transcript as partial. The transcript has 6 exons. Gene Ontology annotation, biological process: valyl-tRNA aminoacylation. Gene Ontology annotation, cellular component: cytosol. The record is from RefSeq and is a predicted model, not a curated record.
AUAGUCAUCUUAGAAAUUGAAAACGUAUUGCGGUUUUUAAUUUUCCUGAUUUGAAAUGACGUCAGUCAUUGAGAUUAUGUGUUAUUAGUUCUUACAUUAUAUUUUAAUAAAAAAUAUAUUUUCCGACUCCAUGUAUAGCUUGUCCUUGAGGAUGUGGCCAAUAGGUCCUGUUCUAAUGCACGCAAGGAGAGAAGCGGUCAGGCUCUGUUCCAGUAACUCGCCCAAGCCUUCAACAUUAUCCGCCUCCAAAUCAAGCUCACGCUCUCGUCUCCAAGUUGAAAAACAGAAGAGGAAAAAACAGAGGGAGCUCGCCAUACUAUCCACUCAACACCUUACAGCUGAAGAAGAUGCUAUAAAAUGGAGUGAAAAGGAGCGAAUCCUCUAUCCUGCUGAUACACCACCUGGGGCAAAGAAAGACACAAGCCUGCCAUUUCCAUCCUCAUACAGUCCAGAUUAUGUGGAAUCCAGCUGGUAUCAGUGGUGGGAGAAGGAGGGGUUCUUCAGGCCUGAGCAUCAUGACGUUCAGGAGUUUUCUCAUGCUGUGGAUCAGAACUUCUCUUUGUGUAUACCACCACCAAACGUGACAGGGACUCUGCAUCUGGGCCAUGCUCUGACUGUAGCAAUAGAAGAUGCUUUGGUUCGAUGGAGAAGGAUGCAGGGCCAAAGAGUACUAUGGGUCCCUGGCUGUGACCAUGCUGGUAUAGCAACACAGAGCGUGGUGGAGAGAAUGCUGCUUCGGGAAGAAGGGAAGCACAGGCAAGACUUCACGCGAGAAGAAUUUUUACAGGAG